GUCAAAUGUAGAAACCAAUCGAUCACCCUUUGUUCGAAUUUUUAAAGGAGAAACGGUUUCUUUCAAAACUGGAGAAGAAGAAGAAGAAGAAACGCCAUCGAAACCAGUCAAGUGUUGACGAUGAAUUCUUCAUUGAAGCUGUUCGGAUCGUACAGUCUUCCCGAAGAGAUGACCUCCUCAUGCCGGUUAUCAGAUCCUUGCGAUCCUCACAAAUUACGCAUUCGAUUAGGCACUUUCCUUCCUCCCUAUGGCUGCUCCACCUGUGGAAAGUCAGAUUCCUACGUUUCCUGCGACUAUCAUCUCUAUUGCGAGUCCUGCGAUCUCCAGUUUCAUGAAUGGUGUCACCGGUCGCCGCGCAAGUUAAGGCACCCUUUCCACAUCCAGCAUCCCCUCACUUCCACACGCCUAAGAUCUGAAACCCUAGUCACCGACGGCGAUAAAUGCGACUGGUGUGGACAAGAUCUCGGAUCGUUCUUUUAUCGCUGCUCUGUUUGUACCUUCAGCUUGGAUUCCCGUUGUGCGUGGAAAUAUCCGUUUGUUACCAUCACAAGCCCUAAAAGCCAUGGCCAUGCCCUCACCUUGUUGCCUAGACCACUUUCAGUGCCUUGUGAUGCUUGUGGGGUAACUGAUGUGAAGGAUCCGGCUUAUGUUUGUCUCCCCUGUAACUACUUUGUCCAUCAGAGCUGCCUCAACUUACCACGGGUCAUUAAGCUCACUCGUCACCCCUGUCGUCUCUCCCACACUCCUUGCUUUCCCCAUGAGAAUAUGUGGUGUCAAAUCUGUUACCGAAAGGUGGAUGCAAAACACGGGGCGUAUUCUUGUAUAGAGGGCUGCCACUACUUCCUCCAUUCGAAAUGUGCAACGCGUAAAGAGAUUUGGGAUGGAAGAGAACUUGAAUGGGAAACCGAGGAAACUAGUGAAACCGAUGAUAUCAAGCCAUUCGAGGAGAUAGGUGACGGGGAAAUACUACAUUUUUCCCAUGAACACUCUUUACGGCUCAUCGAGGAGGACAGUAAUGUUCUUGAUGGGCACAAGCAAUGCCAAGCUUGCGUUCUCCCUACUGAUUCUGAUAAUUUCUACAGCUGUAUACAGUGUGGUUUCUUUCUCCACACAGCAUGUGCUGGUCUUCCUCGAAAGAAAGAGCAGACCUUGCACAAUCAUCCGUUGAUCCUAGAUCCGCUUCCUCGGCAUGACAGUCAUUCUAUGUCGUGUUCAACUUGUGGGCGAAUAACUUCUGGCUUCAUGUACAAGUGCGCCGACAAGAAUUGCCGUGAUGGGUUUCAGGUAGAUGUGAGAUGUGCUUCAGUUCUGGAUUCAGUUGUCCAUGAAUGCCAUCGACAUCCCCUAUUCAUCUGUCUUGGUUGGUCCCCCGAUAGAUCAUGCGGGUCUUGCGGCAAACAACAUUUAGAAAGUUAUCUCAAGUGUAUCGACGAAUGCGACUUUAUUUUGUGUUUUGAGUGCACUACUAUACCAACUGAGGUACGUUACAAGUAUGACAAGCAUCCACUCUUACUCUGUUGCGGUGAAGAAGAAGAAGAAGAAGAAGAAGAAGAAGCGGCAAGCUCGAGUUGGUGUGAGGUUUGCGAGAGGAAAUUAAAUCAAGGGGAAUGGUUUUACGGAUGCGAUAAAUGCAUGGUCACUGUCCACGUUCUAUGCGUAUUUGGGCAGUCUGUUUACAUGAAGGCUGGUCACUGUCUUAAUCUGUACGGUGGCGAGGUGAAAGUUGUUUGUAACAAUAGCAGCACCCGACCCGUUUGCAGUGUGUGCGGUCGACGUUGCUCGGAGAGAGUGUUUUUCGAGGUGAUAAAUGGUGGAUUUUUGUGUUCUUUGCAUUGUUCUUUGUGGGUGCAACUUGCUUCCCAGAUGCAAUCUACUUCUCUGGAAGGGCAACGACAGGAGAAAUGAAAUCCUAACCCAACCCAUGUGUGUGACCUGGCCCGGCUGAAAAAAACUAUACCUAAGACCACCCGUCGUUCCGAUGUCCUCCCCUCCCAGAAAACCCGUGCCUCGGCUCGAUUCUCGAGAGCUCGAACACGAGGUUUGGGUUUUCAUCGUCGUUCGACCCGAACUCGUGUUUAGCAGUGCUGUCGCACCUACGACCUAGGGCUGUGUGCGGGUGCUCGAGACCUUCUGAUUUUUGAAUACCUGAUUUCGCGGGUACCUGGAAAGUUUUUUUUUAUAAUCGAGCUCAGACUAAUCUCGGGGUCGAGAGUCAACCAUGUGAUUUG
Molecule: messenger RNA, 2228 nt
Organism: Tarenaya hassleriana
Lineage: Eukaryota; Viridiplantae; Streptophyta; Magnoliopsida; Brassicales; Cleomaceae
Exons: 2
Coding region: 121-1905 (594 amino acids)
Source: RefSeq, a predicted model, not a curated record